Hirundo rustica (Barn swallow) is the source of this 1350-nucleotide messenger RNA. Its product is annotated as serine/threonine-protein kinase pim-1-like. The transcript has 6 exons. NCBI's taxonomy places the organism in Eukaryota, Metazoa, Chordata, Aves, Passeriformes, Hirundinidae. Bases 1 to 1350 code for a protein of 449 amino acids. Gene Ontology annotation, cellular component: cytoplasm. Gene Ontology annotation, molecular function: protein serine/threonine kinase activity; ATP binding. Gene Ontology annotation, biological process: protein autophosphorylation. The record is from RefSeq and is a predicted model, not a curated record.
AUGCUGCCGGGGCUCGGGGGCUUCGUCUUGGGCUUCGUCUGCCUGGGCUGGGGCUUGGCCUCCGCUGCGGGAGAAGGGCCGGGCCAUGCCCCCGGCCCGUCCCCGGCCCCGGGCGGGGCUGCCCCGGCCCCGGCCCCGUCCCCGGGCGUCCCGCCGCGGCCUCGCCUCCGCCCGGCUCUGGCCGUACUGGCGGCGGCGCUGCUGGCCGGGCAUCAGCGCCUGGGGCCGGGGCGGCAUCGCCGCCCUUUGGCUGCGCCUGUGCCCAGCCCGGCCCCGGCCCCGAGCCCGGCCCGAAUCACGGCCCCCGGCGCCUCCCGGGCCCCGCGGAGGGACACACGCGGCGCGGCCGCUCCCGCCGCCUCCGCUGCGGCUUCCCCGGCCCGAGCUCCGCCGCUCGGCAGCGCGGCCGCCGGCCCCGAGCCGCCGGGGCCCGGGGCGCUCGGGGGGCACUCGGGGGCCGUGUCUGGCCCCGGGCCGAGCGCUGACGGCCGCGUGUGGCCCGCAGGGAAGGCGCAGGAGGCCCUGCAGGAGCGCUACCGCCUGGGUUCGCUGCUGGGGCGCGGAGGCUUCGGCAGCGUCUGCUCGGGGACGCGGCUCUCGGACGGCGCCCCGCCCGCUGCUGCCCUUUGCUCGCAGGUGGCCAUCAAAUGCGUGCCGCGGGAUCGCAUCCAGCACUGGGGCGAGCUGCCCGACGGCGCCCGUGCGCCCCUGGAAGUCGUGCUGCUGCACAAGGUGUCCUCUGGAUGCGCUGGUGUCAUUCAGCUCCUGGAGUGGGUUGAGCUCCCCGACAGCUUCUUGUUGGUGCUGGAGCGUCCAGAGCGGAGCCAGGACCUCUCGGGUUUCCUGGCGGAGCGGAGGUUCCUGCCGGAGGAGGAGGCGCGGGGGCUGUUCCGCCAGGUGCUGGAGGCCGUGCGGCACUGCACCAGCUGCGGGGUCCUGCACCGCGACAUCAAGCCCGAGAACAUCCUGCUCGACCUGGCCACCGGGCAGCUCAAACUCAUCGACUUUGGCUGUGGCGCCUUCCUCCAAGACACAGCCUACACCCAGUUUGCAGGAACCCUGGCCUACAGCCCACCAGAGUGGAUCCACCACCAAUGCUACCACGGCGAGGCAGCCACGAUCUGGUCCCUGGGCCUCCUGCUGUACCACCUGGUGAUGGGGAAGCACCCGUUCAGGAGGGGCCAGCAGAUCAUCUGGGGGCGGAUCUUGUUCCCACGAUGGCUCUCUCAAGGGAAGGAGGAGCCCCUGGAGAAGCUCUCUCAGGUGGGGCUGCUGCUGGAGACACCAAGGACAACCUCAAGGAUGACAAUCUCUUGCUCGACCUGGCCACCGGCAGCUGAAGAUGAUUGA